GUCCAUCAGCAGCAGCCACCCCCACAACAGGUCAACCAACAGCAACAACCUCCCCCUCAGCAGGUUGUUGAAAUUUUUAAGUGUUUGCCUAACAGUGAUUCGUUUGUGUGGGUGAAUUUUGAAUCAGGGUGUUGGGUGAACCAACAGCAGCAGCCAUCCGCUCAACAGAUCCACCAACAGCAGCCACCACCCGCUCAACAGGUUGUUGACUUAUUUUCGACGUGUUUAUCUAACAGCAGUUUUCCAUUCAAACGUCUUUUAAUCUAUUUUAUAAUUGUUUGGUGGCCAAGUGAAGGCAUAUUAACCCUGCUAGUAACCGAAUAG
Molecule: messenger RNA, 324 nt
Organism: Ostertagia ostertagi
Lineage: Eukaryota; Metazoa; Nematoda; Chromadorea; Rhabditida; Trichostrongylidae
Source: the annotation of a GenBank genome assembly